AUGGACAGCCUUCUCGCCGGCUCCGUCGCCGGCAUCGUGGCUGACAUCGUGACUCACCCCAUCGGCACGAUCAAGACGCGCCUGCAGGUGCAGGGCGCGUCGGCGGGCAGCAGCUCGCUGGCGCAGUACGGCUCCAUCGGCGACGCGGCGUCGCGCAUCCUGCGCGCCGAGGGCGUCGGCGCGCUCUACCGCGGCGUCGGAAUUGUGGUGGCCACCGCCGCGCCGGCGCAGGGCCUCUUCUUCGUCGGCAACGACGCCGCGCGGAGCGCGCUCGCGGCGACGAGCUGCCCGUCCGGCGCGUCGAAUUUCCUCGCGGGCUUCUUCGCGCAGCUCUGCGGCAGCCUGCUCUGGGUGCCCAUGGACACGAUCAAGGAGCGCAUGCAGGUCGAGGGCCAGAUGGCCGCGGGGUCGCGGGAGGCCCUCGGGUCGUCGAGCGCCGCCGCCGUGUCCGCGGUCUUCCGGCGCGAGGGGCCGCGCGGUUUUUAUCCGGCGUAUUGGAUCCACCAGUGGACCUGGGCGCCCUUCAACGGCCUCUAUUUUGCGAUCUACGAGGCCGCCAAGGAGGCCGCCGACGCCCGGGGCCUGCCCGCGUGGCCCUGCGGCGUCGUCGCCGGCGUCGUCGCGGGCGCGGCGACGAACCCCGCGGAUUUGGUGAAAACGCGGCUCCAGGUCGCGCGCGCGGACCCGAAGACGUUCCAGUACGCCGGCGCCGUCGACUGCGCGGCGCAGAUCGUGAGGCGCGAGGGGCCCGCGGCGCUCUUCGACGGCGCGGUCGCGCGCUGCGCCACGGUGACGCCGCGGCUCACGAUCUGCGUGCUCGUCAAGGACGCGCUCAUGCCCCGCGCGGCCGCGCUCCUCGGCCGCCGGGACUAA
Messenger RNA from Aureococcus anophagefferens, 873 nucleotides. RefSeq lists its product as hypothetical. Bases 1 to 873 code for a protein of 290 amino acids. Gene Ontology annotation, biological process: transmembrane transport. The transcript has a single exon. NCBI's taxonomy places the organism in Eukaryota, Pelagophyceae, Pelagomonadales, Pelagomonadaceae. The record is from RefSeq and is a predicted model, not a curated record.